AUGCGACUUGCUUUUUAUUCUGGACGACCUACAACCAUAUUCAAACCUGUCAAGCCCUGUACUUGUUUACUUAGAAGAAAGGUCUCCCAUCUUGCAGAAGUUUUUGCAAAAGCUCAUCCGACGUUCUCGCUCUCCUCGAAAGAUGUCACUAUCCUUUCAGAGCCUCGCCAGUUCUACAAGGCGCUGCUUGACAUGGUAAAGCGAGCAAGGCGGCGUAUCUUCUUAUCGUCGUUGUACAUCGGUACAGAGGAGACAGAGCUUAUAGAGACACUCCACCGUUCUCUCUCCCUCAAUUCCGAAGUACGACUCUCUCUCUUGCUCGACCUGCGUCGAUCAACCCGCCCCGGACCGUCGACCGCUCAUCUGCUCCUCCCCCUCCUGCGUGCCUUUCCCGAUCGAUGCGAAGUGCGGAUGUUCAAGUCCCCCAAGCUGCGCGGGCUGAUGGAACGUCUUGUCCCGAGAAGGUUCGACGAAGGCUGGGGGACAUGGCAUGCGAAAAUGUACGGAGUAGAUGACGAGGUCAUGUUCAGCGGGGCGAAUCUCAACACGAGCUAUUUUACCGACCGGCAAGACCGCUAUCUACAUUUCUCCAGCCAGCCGGAUCUGGCAGCGUACUGUCUGCGGUUUCUUCACACCUUCGCGCAAUAUUCCUUCCGUCUGUUGCCUACUUCUUCGGUGUCGUCUUCUGCUUAUAGCCCGAGUGAAUACGCACUUGAAUGGACCAACGCAGCAUGCAUGUUCCCGCACAUAGUUCAGCACGCGGAGAGAGACAUUCUCGCACUCCAGUCCUCCCACCCACCACCACCAUCAGUCAACACGCAAGCAGACACCCACCUCCGUCCGGUGCUCCAAGCAGGAAUCUUCAACAUCCGCGAAGAAGAGCGUCUCCUGCCUCUGCUCAUACGCGGAGCGGCAUCCCAGGGGCGAAAACUGGACCUUACGAGCGGGUACUUCGCGUUGCAUGAGCCGUACCAGCGGGCGAUAUUGAAAGCUAGGAUCCCAACUAGAAUACUCGCUGCAGGGCCAAAGGCAAACGGAUUCUACGCUUCCCCAGGAGUCUCCUCCCGCCUGCCUGAAGCCUACACGAUUGCCGAACAUCGCUUCCUUUCCCGUGCUCGCAAAGCCGGAUUGGCUGGUGACCACCAGACCGGGGAAGGAGAGGUCUUGAGGCUUGAUGAAUGGGAAAAAGAAGGAUGGACAUAUCAUGCUAAAGGAUUAUGGUUCUCCCCAGUCGCUGGGGAACAGCUGCCAUACGCAACCUUGUUCGGGAGUACGAACCUCAAUUCCCGCUCUGCGCAGCUGGACACCGAGCUUUCCUUUCUCCUCUCCACCCGCUCGCGCGAGCUCCAGCAGGCCCUGGGGAGAGAGGUGCAAGGGUUGUGGGAGGCGGGGAGGAGGGUCGACGAGCGGGAUUUGGACGCGGCGGGGAGGGUAAGGUGGGGCACGAGGGUGCUUGCGAGAGUUGUGGGGGGGAUGUUGUAG
Messenger RNA from Dacryopinax primogenitus, 1482 nucleotides. RefSeq lists its product as uncharacterized. The record is from RefSeq and is a predicted model, not a curated record. The transcript is spliced from 6 exons. Gene Ontology annotation, biological process: cardiolipin biosynthetic process. Gene Ontology annotation, molecular function: CDP-diacylglycerol-glycerol-3-phosphate 3-phosphatidyltransferase activity. Gene Ontology annotation, cellular component: mitochondrion. Lineage: Eukaryota; Fungi; Basidiomycota; Dacrymycetes; Dacrymycetales; Dacrymycetaceae. The coding region runs from base 1 to 1482 and encodes 493 amino acids.